Molecule: messenger RNA, 4210 nt
Organism: Caretta caretta (loggerhead turtle)
Lineage: Eukaryota; Metazoa; Chordata; Testudines; Cheloniidae
Source: RefSeq, a predicted model, not a curated record
CUCCGAGCCGCCUGGCACAGCCAGACAGGGGGCGUGGCUGGGUCGCCGCGGGAAAGGCGGCCCCUCUAGCCGGCACUUCCGCGUUCUCCGUGGCUGUGGAGGACCCAGGCGCUGCUGCAGACCCCAGAGUUUCUCUUCCCCCUACGGCCCUACCCCCCCCCCCCCAGGAGCCGCCAGCCCCUCGCAGCCCCGCCCCGGAGCGGCAGCGGGGGCGUUCACUGGGCUGGGGGGGGGUCUGACGUCUUGUCUGUAUGGUCACACUCAGCGGAUCUCCCCCAGAUCUUCUCCUGUGUGAGCCCUCGGCCUGGGGCUGAAGGAUGAACUCUAAGUAUGUGCUGUUGGGAGGCCUGUACUUCGUCCAAGGGAUGCCAUAUGGGCUACAGUCCGGCCUGCUGCCCAUCUAUCUCCGCAGUGUGGGCCUCUCCUUCAGCAAGAUCAGCUUGGCCAAAAUGCUCUACCUGCCCUGGAUCCUCAAGAUGCUGUGGGCUCCUUUAGUGGAUCAGUACCGCACCAAGCAGACCUGGCUGGUGCUCAGCAUGUCAGGACUAGUGCUGGCCUGCCUAGCAUGUGCCACUAUGUCGCCAGAGACCAACUUCCUGCCCGUCGCUGCCAUGCUGCUGCUCAUGAACUUCUUUGCUUCUGUCCAGGACAUCGCAGUGGACGGAGUAGCCAUUGGGCUCCUGUGGCAGGACGAGAUAGGGUACGGCAACACCAUCCAAGUGGUGGCUUACAAACUGGGCUCCAUGCUGGCAGGAGGAGGCCUCCUGACCUUGAUGCACCUAUUGGGCUGGGGGGUUCUCUUCUUGCUUCUGGCCAUCAUUUAUCUUCUGGCCAUACUGUAUGUGUGGAGUGCUCCGGAACUGCAGCUCACGCUAGGACGGCCUUCCCAGGAUGGCCAGCCCCGGACAAGAACCUUCAACCCUUGGAGAAUUCUCCAGGAGCUCCUCCGUGUGCCGGGCACCCUUUGGACCACCGGCUUUGUCCUUCUCUACAAGCUUGGUGAGCAAGGCACCACCACCAUGUUCCCACUCUUCCUGCUGGACCAUGGAUUCUCCACCCAGCAACUUGGCUUCUGGAAUGGAGUGGUAGCCAUGGUCUUCUCCAUCACAGGUUCCUCACUGGGUGGCCAGCUGAUGUCCAAGCAGAGGCAGCCACUGUCUCUGCUGAAGGCUCUCUUACUGCUCCGCUUCUGCAGCCUGAACUUACAGACCUUUUUGGUCUUCAUCUACGAUGAUGGAGUCUCUCUCUUCAAAGGGGCUGCGAUCCUGAGUAUCUGUGUCCAGCACUUCAUUGGAGGGCUGAUCACCACCCUGGCUUUCAGCAUCAUGAUGCAGUGCACGCAGAGGGCGGAUGGCAGCAUACAGUGCAAGAAUGGAGUUUCUCUGGCAUCUACUAAUGGUGAUCGGGAUCCUGGCAGGGACUGGAGUGUCUCAGGAAUGCACCGCACAACCAGGGGGUGCGGGACCAUCACCGACACCAGACUGGGAUCCGUCAGCACCAUCUCCUGCAACGGGCUGAAGGGCCGCUACGUCACCAUCAUCAUCCCAGGCAGGAGGGGGAUUCUCACUCUGUGUGAGGUUGAGGUCAUAGCUCAGGGCUGUCCCCUAUCACCAGUGGCUCAGAACUUGGCGCUGGGACGCCCGGCCACUCAGUCCUCCAGUCUCAAGGAAUACGGGCCUGUAAAAGCCGGGGCCGGGAACGCCGUGGAUGGAAAAUGCGAUGGGAUUUUGGACGAUGACUCCUGCACCCACACCAAGCAGGAGACAGAGCCGUGGUGGAACGUGGACUUGGACUGUCGGCAUUCUGUCUCCACGGUGAUCGUGAAGAACAGGGAGGACAGCUGUGGGGAGAGAAUCAAGGGGGCCCAGAUCCACGUGGGAGACUCCAAGGCUGGCCAUGGCAAGGACGACCCCAUCUGCGGGACCAUCACCGACACCGCACCAGGAUCCCUCAGCAACAUCUCCUGUAAAGGGAUGGAGGGCCGUUACGUCACCAUCACCAUCCCGGACAGGGAGGAGUAUCUCACCCUGUGUGAGGUCGAGGUCUACGGCACCCCCGUGGGUGCCUGCUAGGAAGCAGGAGUGACACAGUCCAGGGUGAGGGGAAGCAUGGGGGCAGGAGAAGAGGGAGGUUGGUGCAGAAAUGAGCCGCUUUCACCUGAUAAACUCCAUUGGUCCCUUCCUGCGUCUCUCCUGUCAUUUGUCUCCAUCCCGCGCCAUUCUGGCCAUGUCUCCCCUCCCCUUCCCUGCCCCUACAGCAAGGUGGUUCUGAUCCCACAUGAGCCAUGGGGGCCUCAGCUCCAAACCCCAGAUGGCUUUGGGUUAAUCCAGCUCUUCUGCUGCUGCUUCCGGCCCUUCCCUCCUCCCAGUGCCCAUUCCCCAGCUUGCUCACCCCCUAAGUACAACCCGCUCUCUGGCUCCCCUGCCCCUUCUCCCAACCUGGGGCUGAGGCACCUGUUCUCCAUUCCCACAUCAACCCAACGCUCCUUAACAGCUCUCCCCACAACUCCAGCUGCCCUGCUGUCGUUGCUAGUCCUGGGCCAUCAGCAGAGCGGGACUGGCUUUGGCCUGCCCAUCCACGAACUCUGCAGCUGCUUGGCCCCUUCUGGGACGCCUCUGACCCUGAGGAGCCCCAGGAGGUUGGAAGAGCAGAGCUGACAGCUGACAUGGGGCCAGAUUCCCGGCAGGUGCAAUUGGGCACAACUCUGCUGUGCAGCCGCUUAUGCCAGGGCUGAAUUUCACCCAUAUAUCGUGCACAGUAAACGUGAGCCAGGCAGUGGCAACAAAGCGGUGUCCAGCCCCGAGCCUGGGCAGCAAGGUGACUAUUAAUGUGUGGAGGAGUGCGGCCAAGUUCCCGUCGUAACAGUUUGAUGUACGUCUGCUGUCAUCAUCCUGGUGUCCUCCCCCACGGCUCGGCCGAUGCCCCUCAAUCCUGCCCCCCAGCCUCCUGCUAUCCCAGAGAGCCGUGUUUGCUGAGCAGACCCAGACAUUCGUGGCACUUUGUAUUGUGACUCUGCUGUGGGCAAAUGGCCAAAGGAGACAUUGACUUUCUGUAGACUCAUAGGCUUAAAGGUCAGAAGGGACCAGCAUGAUCAUCUAGUCUGACAUUCUGCACAUUGCAGGCCACAGACCCUCACCCACCCACUCCUGUAACAAACCCCUAACCUCUGGCUGAGUUACUGACAUCCUCACAUCAUGAUCUGAAGACAACACCUUACAGAAAAUCCACCAUUUACACUUGUUUAAACCUGCAAGUGACCCAUGCCCUAUGCUGCAGAGAAAGGUGAAAAAUCCCCAGGGUCUCUGCCAAUAUGACUCAGGGGAAAAUUCCUUCCCAAUCCCAAAUAUGGCCAGUUAGACCCUGAGCAUGUGGGCAAGACCCACCAGACAGACACCUGGGAAAGAAUCUCUGUCAUUGUAACUCAGAGCCCUCCCCGGCUAGCAUCCCAUCACCAGCCGUUGGAGGUAUUUGCUGCUAGCAGUCGCAGAUCGGCGACACGCCAUUGCAGGCAGUCCUAUCCUACCAUCCCCUCCAUAAACGUAUGAAGCGCAGCCUUGAAGCCAGUUAGGUUUUUUUACCCUGACUGCUCCCCUUGGGAGGCUGCUCCAGAACUUCACUCCUCUGAUGGUUAGAAACCUUCGUCUAAUUUCAAGCCUAAACUUGUUGCUGGCCAGUUUAUAUCCCUUUGGUCUUGUGUCCACAUUGGUGCUUAACAUAAAUAACUCCUCUCCCUCCCUGGUAUUUAUCCCUCUGAUGUAUUUACAGAGAGCAAGCAGAUCUCCCCUCAGCCUUCUUUUGGUUCGGCUAAACAAGCCAAGCUCUUGAGUCUCCUCUCAUAAGACAGGUUUGCCAUUCCUCGGAUCAUCCUAGUAGCCCUUCUCUGCACCUGUUCCAGUUUGAAUUCAUCCUUCUUAAAUGUGGGAGACCAGAGCUGCACACAGUGUUGCAGAUGAGGGCUCACCAGUGCCUUGUAUAAUGUACUAACACUUCCCUGUCUCUACUGAAAACACCUCGCCUGAUACAUCCUCGGACUGCAUUCUCCUUUUUCAUGGUCGCCUCACAUUGGCAGCUCAUAGUCAUCCUGUGAUCAACUCAGGUCUUUCCCCUCCUCUGUCACUUCCAACUGAUAAGCUUAUAGCAAAAAUUCUUGUUCGUCCCUAAGUGCCUGACCUUGCAUGUUGCACUAUUAAAUUUCAUCCUAUUGCUAUUA